CUGCGUUUCGCGCACCACUUGGCAGGAAGAGGCCGUCUUUCGAUCUUUCAUUGAAAUAGCUGCUUUCGCUCAGCCCUGUGUGCCCCCUCCUCCACUCCUCGGCCUCUCCCUCCCGUCGCUCUUCCACGCGCAUCCCUUGCAGUGACUGGCGAACUGAACCACAGCUCGGAACACGUAAGCAACAGCGUCGGUCUGCCUGUGUGAAGAUUGCAGUGUCUGUACCCGCAGCCUCCGCGAGCCUUUCCUUCAGCACAGACGUGAUUUGCGUGUUUCGUUGGAAUAUAAAAUAUUCGAAUAGCUUGAUUCGAUCAAACUGCUGACGGCUAAAAGCUGUGUUUAUGAAUUAGUCGGACUCCGUUUCUGGUAUUAUAGCCAUUGUUCGUAAUAUUAGCUUGCAAGGUUAGACAAGCACCGCUUCGGAGCAAAAAUGUUGGAUCCAUCGUCCAGCGAGGAGGAAUCGGACGGGAUAGUAGAGGAGGAAAGCAAAGAAAUACUGGCACCCCAGGCAGGAUCCUCUCGCAUCUCUCCGAAUAGGAGCAAUGAGAGCACCGACAGGCUCCAGCCCAGCAGCCGCGGUAGCAGUGCCCGUCCAUCCAGCCCAAGCCCGUCGGCCGCCAGCGAGCAGGAGAAAGAGGACGUAGAGAAAUUGCAGAGGGAGGAAGAGGAGCGAAAGAAGAAGCUCCAACUCUAUGUCUUCGUGAUGCGAUGCGUCGCUUAUCCUUUCAACGCCAAGCAACCGACGGACAUGGCAAGGCGGCAGCUAAAGAUCACCAAGCAGCAGCUACAGACCACCAAGGAUCGCUUUGAGUCUUUCCUUAAAGGAGACACUCAGAUUGUGGCAGAUGAGGCCUUCAUCAAUGCAGUUCAGAGCUACUAUGAGGUGUUUCUCAAAAGUGACCGUGUGGCUAAGAUGGUCCAGACUGGGGGUUUCUCAGCUGUGGAUUUUCGUGAAGUCUUCAAACGUCACAUCGAGAAGCGCGUCCGCAGCCUGCCUGAGAUUGAUGGUCUGAGCAAGGAGACAGUGCUAAGCUCCUGGAUGGCCAAGUUUGACACCAUCUACCGAGGAGAUGAAGACCCUCGUAAGGCCCAGCAGCGCAUGACAGCCAGUGCUGCCUCUGAGCUCAUCCUCAGCAAGGACCAGCUCUAUGAGAUGUUCCAGCAGAUCCUUGGCAUCAAAAAAUUUGAGCACCAGCUACUGUACCAGGCCUGCCAGUUGGAUAAUCUGGAUGAGCAAGCUGCUCAAAUCAGGAGAGAACUUGAUGGGCGCCUUCAGAUGGCUGAUCAGAUUGCCAGGGCUGGCAAGUUCCCCAAGUUUGUGUCUAAGGAGAUGGAGGCCAUGUACAUUGAGGAACUGAAGUCAUCAGUGAACCAGCUGAUGGCCAACUUGGAGAGCAUGCCUGUGUCCAAGGGGGGUGAGUUCAAACUGCAGAAGCUGAAGAGAGGACACAACACCUCCAUCAUCGACAUGGGCCAGGAGGACGAGAACCAGCUGUCCAAGUCAGAUGUGGUCCUGUCCUUCACCCUUGAGGUGGUAAUCAUGGAGGUGCAAGGGCUCAAGUCUCUGGCCCCAAACCGUAUUGUGUACUGUACCAUGGAGGUGGAGGGAGGAGAAAAGCUACAGACUGACCAGGCUGAGGCCUCAAAGCCAACAUGGGGGACUCAAGGAGACUUCACUACAACACACCCUUUGCCUGCAGUCAAAGUCAAACUGUUCACUGAGAGUACCGGAGUGCUGGCCCUGGAGGACAAGGAGCUGGGCAGGGUUGUACUUCAUCCAACCCCAAACAGUCCCAAGCAAUCAGAGCUGCAUAAGAUGACUGUGACCAAGGCCUGUCCUGACCAAGACCUGAAGAUCAAACUUGCUGUUCGCAUGGACAAGCCUCAGAACAUGAAGGCUUGUGGGUAUUUGUGGGCGUUUGGGAAAAAUGUCUGGAAACGCUGGAAGAAGCGAUUCUUUGUUCUGGUUCAGGUGAGCCAGUACACAUUUGCCAUGUGCAGCUAUCGGGAGAAAAAGUCAGAGCCACAGGAGCUACUGCAGCUAGAUGGAUAUACUGUGGAUUACACUGACCCACAGCCUGGUUUGGAUGGAGGACGUGCUUUUUUUAAUGCGGUGAAGGAGGGCGACACUGUGAUCUUCGCCAGCGAUGAUGAGCAGGACCGCAUCCUGUGGGUGCAGGCCAUGUAUCGGGCCACCGGCCAAUCACAUAAACCUGUCCCACCCACCCAGGUCCAGAAACUCAAUUCCAAGGGUGGAGCUUCGGCACAGAUGGAUGCGCCCAUCUCUCAGUUCUCUGGACUUAAGGAUGCUGACAGGGCACAGAAGCACGGCAUGGAUGAGUUUAUCUCGGCUAACCCCUGUAGCUUUGACCACGCCUUGCUGUUCGAGAUGGUGCAGAGACUCACACUGGACCACAGGCUCAAUGACAACUUUGCAUGCCUGGGAUGGUUCAGUCCAGGCCAAGUCUUUGUUCUGGACGAGUACUGUGCUCGAAAUGGAGUGAGGGGAUGUCACAGGCACCUGUGUUACCUUAGAGACCUGCUGGAGAGAGCAGAUGGGGGGAACAUGAUUGACCCUACGCUGCUUCACUACAGCUUUGCUUUUUGUGCCUCCCAUGUCCAUGGCAACAGACCUGAUGGUCUUGGAACUGUGAUAGUGGAAGAAAAAGAACGAUUUGAAGAAAUCAAAGAGCGAUUACGUGUUCUUCUAGAGAACCAGAUCACAAACUUUAGGUAUUGUUUUCCUUUUGGUCGCCCUGAGGGAGCACUGAAAGCCACGCUGUCUCUGUUGGAGAGGGUCCUUAUGAAGGACAUUGUGACUCCAGUACCACAGGAAGAAGUGAAGACUGUCAUCCGGAAAUGCCUGGAACAGGCAGCUCAAAUCAACUACCAGCGCAUUACUGACUACGCAAGGGUGGAAGGAAAAAAGAGGGAAAUGUAUGAUCACCCUGUCUACUCCUUGGCUACACAAGUGAUGGAUUUAACCAUCCUUGAGAAAUCUCUAAAGGAUCAAAGGGAUCCAGAGAAUGUAGCCAACCUAGCUACACCUGCCAAAAAACUGGAGCAUGUCAUUCGCCUGGCAGAGUUAGUCCUAGAGGUUCUUCAGCAGAAUCAGGACCAUCACGCUGAGGCUGCGGUCACAAGUACAGGAGACCAGUCGGGAAAAGAGGCCUUUGCAUGGUGGUCAGAUCUGAUGGUGGAGCACGCUGAGCACUUCUUGUCCCUCUACGGUGUCGACAUGGAUGCAGCGCUAGAGAUCCAGUCUCCUGAAAGCUGGGACAGUUUCCCACUCUUCCAGCUUCUUAAUGACUUCCUACGAACUGAUUACCAUCUGUGCAACGGAAAGUUUCACAAGCACCUGCAGGACCUGUAUGCCCCCCUGGUGGUGCGAUAUGUCGAUCUAAUGGAGUCCUCCAUCGCUCAGUCCAUUCACAGGGGCUUUGAGCGUGAGUCAUGGGAGCCUGUAAAGAGUUUAACAAGUAAUCUGCCCAAUGUGAAUCUACCAAAUGUGAACCUCCAAAUUCCCAAAGUACCAAAUCUUCCCGUGCCUGUAGCAGGACUAUCUGUUAACCUUCCACAAAUGCCUAGCUUUUCCACUCCAUCCUGGAUGGCUGCUAUAUAUGACUCUGAUAAUGGCUCUGGGACAUCAGAAGAUCUGUUCUGGAAGCUGGAUGCCCUGCAGACGUUCAUCCGAGAUCUGCACUGGCCUGAGGAGGAGUUUGCCAAGCACCUAGACAACCGUAUGAAGCUCAUGUCAAGUGACAUGAUCGAGUCUUGUGUUAAACGCACCAGAGCAGCAUUUGAGUCCAAGCUGGCCAAGAGUAGCCGUUCUACAGAUUUCCGUAUUCCACUGUCUCUAUGCACCAUGUUCAACGUGAUGGUGGAUGCCAAGGACCAGUCAGCUAAAUUGUGUGCUAUGGAGAUGGGCCAAGAGAAACAGUAUCACUCUAAAAUUGAUGAUCUCAUCGAAGAGAGUGUGAAGGACAUGAUUUCUCUUUUGGUGGCUAAGUUUGUGGCAAUUCUGGAGAGCGUUCUAGCUAAGAUCUCCAGGUAUGAUGAGGGAACACUCUUCUCAUCCUUCCUCUCCUUUACGGUGAAAGCAGCAUCCAAGUAUGUGGAUGUCCCUAAACCGGGAAUGGAUGUUGCUGAUGGCUAUGUGACCUUUGUUCGUCAUUCUCAGGACAUACUGCGAGAUAAGGUCAAUGAGGAGGUGUAUAUAGAGAGGUUAUUUGAUCAAUGGUAUACAGCAACCAUGAAUCUUCUGGGAACCUGGCUCACUGACCGAAUGGACCAACAGCUCCAUGUCUACCAACUCAAAAUCCUCAUCCGGAUUGUAAAGAAAAAAUAUCGAGACUUUAGGCUGCAAGGUGUUCUUGACUCAACACUGAACAGCAAGAUGUAUGAAACAGUACGGAACCGCCUCACAUUAGAAGAGGCCACUGCUUCCGUCAGAGAGGGCGGCAUGCAGGGCAUUUCCAUGAAGGACAGUGAUGAAGAGGAUGAGGAGGAUGAUUAGGGCACCAACCCACCUGGUGCCCCACCCCUGCCACCUGAAACCUGGCCCAUCAGCACCACCCUACCCUAUCCCAACUUAGCUUGGUAACAGAAGAUGCAUGUACCAACUCUGAUAAUUCCAGUUAGUCACUCUAGGACACCCCUUCCCAUCAGCUCGAAUUGCCCACAAACAGAGCUAAAGUCAAGAAAAUAUCUAGUAAUUAUACUGAGUAAAAAGAAACUUUAAGAGUUACAAGAAUGUGAUUGACAAAUUUAGCUGUGCAAUGAUAUAGUAAAGAAAAAAACUAACACAGAUAUUUGGACUGAUGCUACUUGGGAAUUUAUUUCUAAUUGUUCCUAAGCAAUAUGGAGUACCAUUUGUUUGACAAUGUCGAGUGAGAUUAUUAGGUGUGUCCCUGUCCAAUGCGAUAGCAUAUAUGGCGCUUCUUUGACGUAUUCUUACAUACAUUAAUGGUACAUUGUUGUGAAGAUGAGUGUAUGGAUCCUUUUCUUUGUAUUGUCUGUUUUCAAAGUGGAUGCCAACUGCUUCAAAACUAAAAAUGAACAUAUGUAUUUAAGUUAAAAGCUGUUAACUGUCAAUGUCCUCUGUGUCUGCACAUUCUCAUAAAAAUGUAUGUUUUAGUUUUUUGUUUUUCUUCCUUUUUUAUCUUAUUUGUGCUGAGGUUCUGUGACUCUAAUGAGGCUUUUAUGUUGCACCUCACCAACAACACAUUGUUUCACAUUCAUCUCAAAAUGAAAAUUAAUUGGUAUUCUAGAAAGGCAAUAUUCUCUUAGCUCCAUUUUGAUAUAUUAUUAGAGACGUCUUUUUAUUUGGAUGUCAGUAAUGACCACAAAAUAUAUUUUUGUUCAGUUUAACUUUUACAAAGAAAAGAGAUAUCUUGUUUUGUUUUUUUGUUUUUUGGGGGUUUUUUUUGUUUGUUUUGGUUCUAUUAAAGAUAUUGUUUUCUGUUAUUACUUCUGUAGCCAGAGAUAUGUGCCAUUUCUGGGGGGGGUCUCACUAUUGUUUUGUAAAUACAAAGCUGUACAUUGCAUUCUGAGCCAUCACUGCAUGCCUGUGGGUUCCACCUUCUCCAAAAGCUUUUUUUUUUCUGUGUCAGUUAGCUGGUGGAUUCAUUCUUGGGUUUGCCUUAUAAAAAGCCAACAGUUGUAAUAUGCAAGAGCUGUGGCCUCUCAAUAAAUAUAACUGUACAAAUGCA
Electrophorus electricus (electric eel) is the source of this 5708-nucleotide messenger RNA. NCBI's taxonomy places the organism in Eukaryota, Metazoa, Chordata, Actinopteri, Gymnotiformes, Gymnotidae. The record is from RefSeq and is a predicted model, not a curated record.